Molecule: messenger RNA, 1845 nt
Organism: Aspergillus oryzae RIB40
Lineage: Eukaryota; Fungi; Ascomycota; Eurotiomycetes; Eurotiales; Aspergillaceae
Product: GMC family oxidoreductase
Exons: 2
Coding region: 1-1845 (614 amino acids)
Biological process (GO): secondary metabolite biosynthetic process
Molecular function (GO): oxidoreductase activity, acting on CH-OH group of donors; flavin adenine dinucleotide binding
Source: RefSeq, a predicted model, not a curated record
AUGAGCACCCCUGACUACAAACACGAACGGGGGGGGGGGGGGGGGGGGGUAGGAUUUUCAGACCUCAGCGUUCCGAGACUAUAUAAAUGUGUUAUUGUAGGAGGCGGCACUGCCGGUCUGGCCCUGGCAUCACGACUAAGCCGGGGACUACCGGAGAGUUCUAUCCUGGUGCUGGAAGCUGGACCUGAUGCCGAGAAUGAGCCUCGCAUCAACAUACCGGCUAUGAGAGGUUCGGCUAUCGCAUCAGCGUACGACUGGAAUUUUACCACUGUCCCACAACCGCAUGCGGGCAACCGUUCCCUGACUCAACCCCGAGGAAAGGUCCUGGGCGGAAGUUCCGCGCUUAAUUUCAUGUCGUGGGACCGGGCCAGCAAGGUCGAGUACGACAUAUGGGGCAAGCUAGGAAAUGAAGGGUGGAAUUGGUCGGAGAUGAUGCGCUCGAUGCUCAAGGCUGAGAAUUUCACUUUGUCAGACAAGUACGGUGACCAAGGUGUAGGCUUUGGUGGCCCCAUCCAGACGAUGGUCUGUGAUUGGGUGCCAGAGCACCAGACCUUCUUCAUGGAGGCGUUGAAAAGCCUGGAUGUGUUAGAGAAUCGAAACUCACUAGGUGGAAAUUCUCUUGGAUCGGGGUUCCAGCCGUCAAACGUUCGUUAUAGUGAUCGGAAGAGGUCGUAUAGUGCCCAUCACCCGGGAUAUCCCUCGCUUGCAGGGCCCAAUCUUCAAAUACGGGUAGGAAGGAGGGUGCGCAAGAUUAAUUUGGUGAGUAUAGGUGGAGAAGAUCUGGUAGCCACAGGUGUCACUCUGGAAGAUAACACAACUGUCUUGGCAAUAAAAGAAGUUAUCCUUGCUGCUGGUACCAUGCAAAGCCCCGGCUUGUUGGAGCUCUCCGGAAUCGGUCAGAAAGACGUGCUUCAUGCUGCCGAUGUUCAACAGUUAGUUGACCUUCCUGGGGUUGGAGAGAAUCUGCAGGAUCAUCUGCGAAUUCAGAACUCCUAUCGACUUCUCCCCAACUAUACGUCGGUCGAUAUGCUCAAGACCAAUGCCACCUUUGCAAAACAGCAACUAGAAGCUUAUAACACAGGUCAACGAUCCAUAUACGACUAUAGUGGGGGCAGCUAUGCUUUUCUUAACUGGACUGGCGUGGCUGACGAGCCUUCGCGCAUGGAAUCCUUAGCACGCAAAGCCGCCGAUGAGCCUCUCUCAUUGUCGCCCUUCGAGCGCAUUAGAGCGGACAUCCAGCUUCAUCACAUACGACAUGAAGAAGAGAAUGUUCCACAGAUGGAAAUCAUCUCCGCAGAUGGAUAUACCGGAAUAAAAGGAUACCCACCAGAAACGUCUCCACUCCACGGUUCAAACUUCUUCACGUUGAUUGCAGUCAUGCUACACCCCUUCAGCACAGGGUCGAUACAUGUGACGUCGCCGUUGAUCUCGACAGCUCCACAGAUACAACCUAACUAUCUCUCCCAUGAAUAUGAUAUCCAGGCCCUCGCAUCUGCCGCGAAGUACUUGCGUAAACUGGCGUCAACAGCUCCUCUCCGGCAAGCUUGGACUGAAGAAUACGAGCCAGGCCUUUCUGUGGUUGGCGAUGGACCCGAUAGUGAUAGUCAGUGGAGGGAGUAUGCGAUCAACAACACUGAGACAAUCUUUCACCCAGUCGGUACAUGUGCGAUGUUGCCACGGGAACUACAUGGGGUAGUCAAUGCGAAUCUGACCGUGUAUGGCACGGACAAUCUCCGCGUGGUCGAUGCCAGUGUCAUGCCAGUUUUGAUAUCCGGUCAUAUACAGACAGCUGUAUACGGGAUUGCUGAAAAAGCAGCAGAGAUGAUCAUUAAGCGAUGGCAGUAG